Cyclocybe aegerita is the source of this 1683-nucleotide messenger RNA. NCBI's taxonomy places the organism in Eukaryota, Fungi, Basidiomycota, Agaricomycetes, Agaricales, Hemipholiotaceae. The record is from the annotation of a GenBank genome assembly.
AUGGCGAACGGCAGAAAUGUUGCCAUAUUCUGGGACUACGAAAAUUGUCCUGCCCCUUCAAAUGGAUCUGGCUACAUCAUAGCAAAGAACAUCUCCGCUCUGGCCCAGCAAUUUGGGACCGUAAAGUCGUUCAAAGCAUAUCUGGAGAUUUCUGAACAACUUCCACGAGCCCUUGCCAUGCGCUCGGAACUACAGUCUUCAGGUGUUUCCUUAAUUGACUGUCCGCACAACGGGCGUAAAGACGUCGCAGACAAGAUGAUGCUUGUUGAUAUGUUGGCACACGCCAUUGACAAUCCACCACCGUCCACCACCAUCAUCCUCAUAUCGGGCGACCGAGACUUCGCCUACGCACUAUCCAUAUUGAGCCUCAGACGCUAUCACGUCGUACUCCUUACUCUGGCCAACGCACAUCCGAGCCUCACAAUGCAAGCGGCCGUCUGUUAUGACUGGGUGAGCGAGGUCAUUGAUGUCGUCGACUCGCCAAAGAGCCAGUCAGGCAUCACUGGCAGAGCAGGUCAGGGCGUCAACGAUCCCCGCAACGAAAGCCUUGCCGACUUGGUGUCGUCAGGUGUUGCAGCCACAACUCGAAGGACACUGGAAGACGGAAUCAGCCUGAGAAAUGAGGAACCCAUCGACAUUACGAACUAUCUUUCUGGUCGCACCCGCCUCAGGCAACCAUCGCAAUCAUCUUCAACCAGCACCUACAACCCUCAGCUGGUGCCUCUGGAACGGUCGAGAGAAGACGCUGCUUCGACAGCAAAUUAUGUCGGCGGUCGGUCCAUGCAAUCCCCUCCAGAAACCAUUCGAAAAAACACGUCAGCUUUUCUUCCUUUCCCCAGUACUCUCUGUGCGCCACCGCAAAGCACGUCUCGUGGUCCAUUGUCGGCUUCUGCUCCCAAAAGCUUAUUGGCUCCUCCGGCAGCAUUUGACACGAGUUCUAUUUGGACGACCUCGCAAGACUUCCCUGCACUGGGGCAGCCCGUUGUUAACCCCAUACCAGCAUCAGUGAAUAGGGACCAUUCUCCUGUCCUUUUAGAUACGGACAUCGUCUUCGAAGGAGCAUCCCCUCUUCGUCCUCCUUCGUCUCGUCCUGCUUCAGCCCCUGUACUGCUAUCACCACCACCAUUUCUGACGCAGUCCCCUCAGCCGGCUCUCAAACCCCCAUCUAUAGCUGCCCCUUUGCCACUUCAGUCACCUCAGUCGCUUCAGAUAACGCACCCUUCCUCCCCUUCGGCGACGGUUGACGCAAUAGCCACCUUCAAAACAACAGCCCAAACAGCGACCACGUCGACAAAUAUUUCAAUGCCGUCAACGAGCCCACUGAAGCCGACUACUGUUGCGCCCGCAGUAGAGGACCCCGAUUCAGUUCCGCCAACUUUUGCGAUUCUUGUCGAGGCUCUUCGGAACCACAGACUUAAAGGAACCCUACGACCCUUGCGUUCUACAAUCGCCGUAGAGAUAUCAAAGAACGGCGCUACUUACAGAAACGCGGGUGUCGCCAAGUUUAGUCAGUACGUUGCUUUGGCACAGCAACGCGGUAUCAUCGAUCUGGGUGGUUCAGACGGUGCUGAUUGGAUAUCCUUGCGACCUGGGUGGGGUACUAAGGGAGUGAAAGCUAGUAUUCACCCAGCAGAUUUGUCGCCUGACAUAAGCAUCACAGCAAUCACCGCGGGAUGGACUUGA